Gastrolobium bilobum is the source of this 1056-nucleotide messenger RNA. RefSeq lists its product as uncharacterized. The record is from RefSeq and is a predicted model, not a curated record. Bases 1 to 1056 code for a protein of 351 amino acids. The transcript has a single exon. NCBI's taxonomy places the organism in Eukaryota, Viridiplantae, Streptophyta, Magnoliopsida, Fabales, Fabaceae.
AUGUUAACAGGCCAGGCAAUGGCCUGGAUAACCAGGCUUCCUAGGAACUCGAUUGACUCGUUCGAGGACCUAGACCGAACUUUCCGGUUGAAUUUCGCAACAAGCAAGGCGCAUCCAAUGCCGGCCUACGCCUUGGGAAGAAUCCGAAAAAAGGAGAAUGAAUCAUUGAGGAAAUACCUCAAUAGGUUCAAAGAUGCCACCCUAAAGGUUCAGAAUUUAACUGAGCCAGUACACUUGCAUCUGAUCAUCUCGGGAUUAGAUGGCGAUUCUCCACUGGCGAAGUCAAUUUACAAGAACCCGGUCAAUGACCUGGAGGAGUUCCGACGAAGGUCGGACAAAUACAUUGAUGUGGAGGACAUGCAGAAGGCUUAUGGGGAAUCCAGAGGUCGAAGCCCGAAUAACAAGAGUCCAAGCAAGAAAAACAAAGACCGGGAUCAACGGGGGGCGAAGAAGGGAAAAGACACUCGGGAGAAUAGGUCGGAUGACCGAUCCCCAAGGAGCAAAUAUGAUGAUUACACGCCUUUGAACAUGUCCAGGUCUAGGAUAUGGAAAGAGGUGGCCCAGACUGAAAUGCGCAAUGUCGAGAGACCUCGACCCCUGAAAGCCAAGAGUGGAUUGGAUAGAAACAAAUACUGCGCUUUCCAUGACCAGAACGGUCACAUCACGGAUGACUGCUGGGACCUCCGAGAUGCCAUCGAAAAACACAUCAGAGAGGGGAAAUUGAAACAAUACAUCAUCAGAACUCAGGGCAAGAAGAAUAAUAAGCGAAGGCGGAGAAGCCAGAGCCUAAGUCGGAGCCUGAAGAGAGAGGAUAGAAAGGAUCAGAGACAAGACCGCCCUACAAAGGGCAAAGAGGUCGAAGAUAAAGAUGAGGUUUUUCAGGAAGCCGAAUUUGAGUGCAACGUGAUAAGCGGAGCUCUGGGUGGAGGAGGAGACACGGCCAACGCAAGAAGAAAGUACCUGAAGGAGGUCAUGUCAGUAAGAGACAGGCCAACCUUCAAAGGGAAACCCAACAAUUCUACCCCCCAAGACUGUUCUUCACUCAGGAGGAACUAG